AUGACCUAUGGUGCCUCGGGGCAGCGCGACACAGUGGAACAGGGCUCUGAACCCUGGUCCAAGAAGACACGCGCCGUCCUUCAGUCAAGCGUGAAAUUUUUUAAACUCCACUUUGAGUUCGGGUGGGGGGGGGGGGGGGGGGGGGGGGGGGGGGGAGGGGGGGGGGGGGGGGGGGGGGGGGGGGGUAUCGAGAUUCAAAGGCAGUACCACCCAGCUUUGUGGUUUGAGGUGUUGUGUGUGUGUUUGUUGGGGGUUGGUGUGUUGUUGGUGUGUGUGUUUGGGGGUGUUGUUGGUGUGUUGUGGGGGUGUGUGGGUUUGUGUGGGGUGGUGUUGGGUGUGGGUGUGUGUGUAAUGUUUUGGUGGUGUGUUGUGUUGGUGGAUGUUGUGUUGGUGGUGUGGGGUGUGUGGUGUGUGGUGAGUGGUGUUGGGGGGUGGGUGGUGUUGGGGGGUGGUGUUUGGGUGUGUGUUGUGGUGUGUUGGGGUGGGGUGGUGUUGUGUUGGGGAGAUUGUUGGGGGUGUGUUUGUUGGUGUUGUGGUUUGUUUGGUGUGGGGGUUGGUGUUUGUGUGUGGUGUGGUGUUGUGUGUUGGUGGGGUGUUGUGGGGUGGGGUGGUGGGGGGGUUGUGGGUGUGGGGUGGGUGUUGUUGGUGUGGGUGGGGGUGGGGGUGGUGUGUGGGGUGGGUUGGUGGUGGGGGUGGUUGUGUGGGUGUGUUGGGGUGGUUGGGUGGUGGUGGGGGUGGGUGUUGGUGGGUGUUGUGGUUGGUGGUGUUGGUGGUGGUGUGGUUGUGGGGGGUGUGGUUGUUGGGGUGGGUGUUGUGUGGGGGUGUGGGGUGUUGGGGUGGUGUGGGUGGUGGUGUUGGGGUGGGGUGUGGUGGUGGGUGGGGUUGGGGUGGUUGGGGUGGUGGGGUGUUGUGUUGGUGGUGGGUUGGUGUGUGGUGUGGGUGGUGGUGGGUGGGUUGUGGUGGUGGGUUGUUGGGUGUGGUGGUGUGGGUGGGGGUGUGGUGUGGGGUGUGUGGGUGUGGGUGUGGUGGGGUGUGGUGUUGGGUGGUUGGUGUUGUGGUGGUGGGGUUGUUGUGGGUGGGUUGGUGUUUUGGGGGGGGUGGGGUGGGGGUGGGGGGGGGGUUGGUGGGGGUGGGUGGGUGGUUGGGGUGGGGGGUGGAGGGGGUGGUUGGGGGGGGGGGUGGGGGUGGGGGGGGGGGGGGGUUUUGUUGGUGUUUGGUGGGUUGGUGGUUGUGACCGAGACCAGGACGGGCCCUCUUGGAUGCAGUAACUAUGACAACCUGGAUUCUGUCAGCUCCGUUUUGGUCCAGAGCCCUGAAAACAAGAUUCAUUUGCAAGGGCUCCAGUCGGUGCUGCCAGAGUACCUCCGGGCCAGAUUCGUGGAGGCGGCGCUGAGCUACAUUGGCUGCAAUGAGGAGGGCGCACUGGUGUGCCGGAACAACGACUGCUGGUGUGCGUGUGGACCGGACCACCCACACUGUAACUGCCCCGCGGUCGAGCUCAAAGCCAUGGAGACGAGCCUGCUGCAGAUCCGGGAGGCCUGGACGCUCGCCAACCACGACUUUGAAGAGUCAGAAGAGUUCCAAAACUUUGUGCGUAAGCUGCCGACUUUCAACGCCCUCAACACCUCAGCCAUCCAGUUCUUCUGGAAGUCGGAUGCGGCCGUUCACCAGAGAUACCGGCAGCUGGAGGCCAACGCCCAGCAGCUUUUGAGCAAGUCACGUCGCAUCGUCCAGAAACUGUUCACCCUGAGCAAGCGCUGCCGCAGCCAGCCUCACAUCGUCAUGCUGAGGGAAAGACCCUUCAGCUACUGGCUCCAUUACAUCCUCUCCAUCAUGUACUGCAGUGAGAACAACCACAUUGGCUCCUACUUGGAAGAGACCAGAUCCUGCUCCUGCCCUUACGAACACCCCCCCUGCCAGGGCGUCAUCCCCUGCACCGUGGGCGAGGGCACCGCCUGCGCCACCUGCUCCUACGAAAACCGUUCUCGCUGCGCCUCCUGCAACCAGGGCUACAUGCUCAGCCAGGGCGUGUGCCGAAACGAGGUCCCAGACUCCACCGACCACUACAUCGGGUUCGAAGCGGAUUUGCAGGACGCUGAAAUGCGCUUCUUGCUUCAAAAACGGGACAACCGCAUCGGCAUUCAUGGGAUUUUUGUCAGCAACGACGUGCGGUUGAAUAACUGGUUUGAUCCCUCUUGGCGAAAGAGGAUGUUACUGACUCUGAAGAGUAAUAAGUACAAGUCCAAUCACGUGCACAUGCUUUUGGGGAUGUCGUUGCAAGUUUGCCUUACCAAGAACACAACGCUCGACCCGGUCAUGUCUGUCUAUAUAAAUCCUUUUGGAGGUAGCCAUUCAGAAAGCUGGAUCAUGCCUAUAGACCAGACUCCAGAUUAUCCAACGUGGGAGAGAACUAAACUAGACGUGCCCCACGAUUGCUACAACUGGACGCUGACCUUAGGAAACAAGUGGAAAACGUUUUUUGAGACAGUGCAUUUUUACCUCCGCAGUCGCAUCAAAGGACCCUCACCCAGCGGCAAUGGAACAAUAUACUACGAACCGUUGGAGUACAUCGAACCGGGUCGGAAUCUCGGGUACAUGAAAAUCAACAGCAUCCAAGUCUAUGGGUAUAGUAUGCAUUUUGACCCGGAAGCGAUACAAGACUUGAUUUUGCAGCUGGACUACCCGUACACUCAGGGAUCUCAGGACUCCGCACUUUUGCAGCUUUUGGAAAUCCGCGAUCGGGUGAAUCGACUCUCGCCGCCCGGAGCUCAAACUUUGGACCUGUUCUCGUGUCUUUUGCGACACAGACUGAAACUCUCCACCACAGAUGUUGCGCGGAUUCAGGCAGCGUUGCAGACGUUCAGUGCCAAACAGCCCAACUCGAUUGAAUAUGAGACAACCAAAUUAUGUAGCUAA
Knipowitschia caucasica is the source of this 2916-nucleotide messenger RNA. The record is from the annotation of a GenBank genome assembly. Lineage: Eukaryota; Metazoa; Chordata; Actinopteri; Gobiiformes; Gobiidae.